Molecule: messenger RNA, 2416 nt
Organism: Heteronotia binoei (common prickly gecko)
Lineage: Eukaryota; Metazoa; Chordata; Lepidosauria; Squamata; Gekkonidae
Exons: 11
Coding region: 23-2149 (708 amino acids)
Biological process (GO): cell-cell junction assembly; adherens junction organization; calcium-dependent cell-cell adhesion
Cellular component (GO): catenin complex; membrane; adherens junction
Molecular function (GO): calcium ion binding; cadherin binding
Source: RefSeq, a predicted model, not a curated record
GUACAGGAUCAUAGUCCAAGUGAUGAAUGAGAAUGACAACAAGCCUCAGUUUCAAGAGGACACCAUCAUGGCCCAAAACAUCAGCGAGCUGGCUGCAGUGCAUUCGAUUCUUUUCAGCACCCAGGCAGAAGACGCGGAUGGGGACACCAUCAUGUAUGUGAUCGACAGCAACUCGGCUGAUGCCAGAUACUUCCGGAUUGACCUGCCCAACAGUGGCAAGAUAGUCCUGGCGAAACCGUUGGACUUCGAGACCAAGAGGCACCUGGAAGUUGUGAUUCAUGCUGUGGAAAUGAACACCAAGGAGAGGUACAACUCCUCGGCCAGGAUCCACAUCAAUGUGAUGGAUGGAGAUGACCAGUACCCCCAGUUCCUGCCGUGUAACUUCCUGUCACAUGACGGGGUCAGCGUUUGCGUCAGCCCUGUCUACACGACCAACAUCACGGAAAGGGAGAUGAAGACAGGUCCCCUUCUCUUCCUGCCUGGUGCCAUUCACGCUGAGGAUGGAGACCACGAGCUGAAGACCCCCAUCACAUAUUCUAUUCUUGCAGGGACCGACUACGGCUACUUCCACAUCGACAACGUCACAGGGAUCAUCACCAUGUUGCGGCCAGUGGAGAGCAGGAGCCACACUUCUGUUUACAGCCUCAGCAUCAUGGCCUCUCAAGUGAAUGAUGCCAAGAAGUACACAGUGACCGAGGUCCGCGUGAGAGUCCUGGCAGCCAACAGCCACCCGCCGCAUUUUGAGCAGGCCCAGUACCAGGCCUUCACUCACCCAGAUGACAACGCGGCCUCCCUGGUGGUGACCUACAGUGGACGGGUCUUGUUCCUGAAUGCGGUGGACAUGGAUUUUGCUGAUGGCUUCAACCCCCUCAUUCACUACAGCCUGAAGCGCCAGUCCAACCAUUUCGCAGCUGUUCCAGAUCACCCCCAGCGGGCUCCUCGUUGCUCGAGCCAACCAUCUGCACGCCUCGAGAGCUACACCUUGCAGAUCGCUGCCCGAGACGAGGAGUCGGGGGAGACUGCCAAUGUUGCCGUCCACGUGGAGGUGCUGAGGCCAGGCCAGGCAGUCCCCGUGGAUCCUCUGGAGGGAGAACACCAGGGCACCUUGGAUCCCGGAGUCCUGGCGGGCAGCCUGGCUGUGCUCCUCUUGGUGACCGCUGUGGUCCUCUUCCUCAUCCUGCGCGCCAUGAAGAAGAGGCAGAGCCACCAGCAGAGCAUGGAGAGGGCAGCGUUGGCCAUGGAGAAGCACCCCAAUGUGGUCAAUCCCGGGAAGGCAAUUCCCAGUCCGGCGAAUAUCUACUUCCAGAAUGAAGGCUACUGCAGCUUGGGAGAUGAGAUGCCCAAGAGCUACGGGGGCCAAGCGCCGAACUCCAAGCCGGCUUCGUUGCGGAGCCAGACGAGCCUGGCAGGCAGGGAUACCCUCGUACCCAAUUCUUUGAGCAAGACCGAUGUCCAGCAGGGAGCUCCGGCCAAGGCCGGCAUGACCCCCAGGGAGCAGGAGGAAGGGGCCAAAGCGAUGCUGCUCAAUGGAAAGAUGCUGGAGAAGACGAGUUCCGGCCCUCCCUGUCUGGAAGACGGGGCCACGUCUAAAGACGUCGGUACCGAGCCAGCGGCCAGAGGAGCCAGGGUGGAAGCAGAGGUGGUGGAAGGACCAAAGGAGCCGCUGACCUCAAACGCCCAGGCGAGCAUGGAGGAAAAGCAACCAAAGAAGCCGCAAACGGAUGCAGAGAAGCCACCUUCGAGGCCCAGCUCUCAGCAGCAGGAAAAGUCUUUGCAGACAGACCAAACGGAAGGGAGCCCCAGGAAAAUGGAGUCUGGCCCUGAAAGUCAGCCUGCCUCGAGGAACUGUGCGGAUGGCGAAGGGUGCGGGGAGCGCACGAACCCCUCCCAUGCCGCUCCCUGCGCUGGCACCCUGACGGUGACCCCAGGGGUCAGCGACUCCCUCCCGGGCCCAAAGAGGGAACCUAGUACCUCGCUGCCGACCCUGCAAGAGGAGAGCAAAGAGAUCUCGGAGGAGGAAGAUGAAGGGGAGGAGACACCCAAAGCAGGGUCUCCGGCACGUCAAGACCCCCCCGUCUGCCUGGCUGUCAGUAACGUUAGGAUGCCUGCCACCCUUCUACAGCUUCUGGAAGAUUCCAUAGAAUGCUAGCCUCCCCCCCCGCAGCCUCGGCAAACGUGGAGCAGGGCUGGACUGUACGCAGUGCAGACAGUCUCCAUUGCCCCGUGGCAAGAGACGGCGGCCCGCUGUGGGUAACCCCUGCGGCGUGCUCCGAUGCCAUAACUGCGUGUUCUGACGGCAGCCGCUGGACUGUAUGAGACUCAGGAAGAGACAAGAGGGCUCCGUUCCUACAUUUCAUUUGCCACGCGCACUUAUCUGUUGUCUUUUAUUUCCUGGAAGGCCUAGGUGGGAGAUAUA